Messenger RNA from Volvox carteri f. nagariensis, 3250 nucleotides. RefSeq lists its product as uncharacterized. The transcript is spliced from 8 exons. The record is from RefSeq and is a predicted model, not a curated record. Lineage: Eukaryota; Viridiplantae; Chlorophyta; Chlorophyceae; Chlamydomonadales; Volvocaceae. The coding region runs from base 22 to 2346 and encodes 774 amino acids. Gene Ontology annotation, molecular function: ATP binding; nucleic acid binding.
GUGGCUGUGCAGUGUCGGGCCAUGCGCGCAGUGACGGGGCUCCGUACAGUGUGCGUGUUUGGAGGUGCAUCCCGAGAAGAACAGGCUGCACUCCUCACCUCGAAGCAGCCGCACGUGCUGGUGGCCACUCCAGGCCGGGUGCUGGACCUGGUGGAUGGAGGAGAGCUGAAACUGCAGGGCAGUGUGCAGUAUCUGGUGCUGGAUGAGGCCGACAAGAUGCUGUCGCUCGGCUUCAAACCGCAGUUGGACCGUCUGUACGGCAUGUUGCUGCAGCCGUACGACAAGUCCGCUGACGAUGGCGCGGCCAAUCUUGUUGCAGCUGCUAAGAAGAAGUCCGCCAAGGCCAAGGUGCUGUUGUUUAGCGCCACCAUGCCGACGGAUGUGGCGGCGGCUGCGGCGCAGUGGUUGCGGCUGCCAGAGAUUGUUCAAGUGAGCGCCUGUGGCGCUAAUGCCAUCAGUCGUACAGUCACGCAGGUUGUCCACGUAUGCGCGGAGCAUAAGAAGCCGGAUAAGCUGCUCAAGCACCUGGCCCGCAUCCGCGACUCGGUGCCGGCCGGCAGUCGCAACCCGCCGCGCCUGCUGGUGUUCGCCAACCGAGUUAAGACGGUGCGCUUCCUGGCCGCCACACUGGCCAAGGAGGGGUACAAGGUGGCGCAGCUGCAUGGCCAGAGGUCGCAGGCGGAGCGCAACCAGGCGGUAUCUGACUUUCGCAGCGGCAAGGCGCAGGUGUUGGUGGCCACUGACGUGGCGGCGCGCGGCCUGGACAUCCGGGCUCUGCCGUACGUCGUGAAUUACGAUUUCCCGUCGCGAUUGGAGACGUACGUGCACCGGGUCGGCCGUACAGGUCGGCUUGCGGCGUACGGCCAUGCGUACAGCUUCUUCACGCGCAACUUGGCGCCCCUGGCUCCGCCCCUCCUGGAGCUUCUCCAGACACACGGCCAGGCGGUGGACCCCAAUCUGGCGGCGCUGGCCGCGGCGUGGAAGGUGGCGGAGGAGAAGCUCGGCCGCAAGGGCGCUGCAGCAGCGGCGGCGGCAGCGGCGCGCAGCGCCGAUGGCACCGCCGUCCCGGCUGACGGGGCGGCGGCCGAGGACGAGUCGGGUGAGGAGGACGAUGACGAGGGUGACGGCGCCGCCGCCGCUGACAGCGGACUUACCUUGGCGGAGGAGGUCUUGCUUGCGGCAGACGACUUGAUGGAGGGUCUGGGCCCGCAGGAUGCCCGAGCGAUUGCUGCGCUGGUGAAGAAGAAACUGAGUAGGAAGCAGCAACAGAAGCUGCAGCAGGCGAGCAGCGCCGGGGAGGAAGGUCAUGGACAUGUCGAUGUCGAUGACGAGGACGGGGACGGGGAUGGGGAUGAUACGCGACCGAGCAAGAAGCAGCAGCGAGGAGGAGAGGAGCAGGGAGUUGGGGGAGCUAGGGUGAUUACGAAUGGAGCGGAGGUGGAGGCUGUAGGGCGGGCGAAGAAGAAGAAGGCUGCUGGGGAUGUCCAGCUGGUGCCCAUGUCCAAGGAGCAACAGCGUCAGGCGGUGCAACGUAGGGAGGAACAGAAACCCGGCGGCGACGGGGGGUUGCAACGGGCCGCUGCGUUUGUAUCUGCUGCCGCGUUUAAGGGUGCUAUGGCUGGCUACGUGUUUAAGAAAGGUCCGCUGGGGUUGGGGUAUUACCUAGAUCAGCACCAGCAGAAGCAAGGCCAGCAACAAGCUGCAGCGGGGCAACGAGGCAAGGCCGCGCCGCUGUCGGCGGCCGCGGCGGUGCCAGGGCUUGCCAAGAGGUCAACGGCUCCAGCAGCAACGGCACCAGCCACCGCUGCAGCAGCAGUCUCAGGGAAAGGGGUCAGUAAAGCAGCGGCCGGCCAGCGGGGAAAUGGGACGGCGGCUUCAGCUUGGGGAUUGCCCUCGCGCAAUAAGCCCAUCAUACCGGUACGGCAUUCGGACUUCCUGUCUGACAGUGAAAGCGGCGGUGGGCCUGAAUCGGAUCCAGAUUCAGACUGGGAUGUGGAUUUACAGCCGUCACCUCCGGUCCCUUUCCGGAACGCCAUUGCGAGUAGCGGCGGUGUGAAGGGGAUGGGGAAGGCGAAAGCGAAGUCGGAAGCAGCCGAUGGCACCAUUUCAGGCGAUAGGAGCACUGAGGGGGGUCGUCCUGGCCAUAACAGUCGCGGAGAUGGCGAUGAUGAUGAUGAUGAUGGCGAUGACGUGGAGCCGUUGGAAGGUCAGAGGGCUGCGGCGAAGCGCAGGUUCAAGUCGCUCCCCGGGAGGUUGCGUAAGAAGCUCCGUAAGGGGCAAGCGACAGGCCAGCCCCAGCACUCGCGAGCGGCCUCUGGCAAGGAGGCGGCAGGCACUGGGCGAUGAUACGUGUGGUAGUGUUGUUCUGCUGGCGAGGUUACGAGCAUCCGACGCAGAUUUAGGCACGGCCAGAUGAAGUUUUGUCCGGAGAGGAGGUUUUUUUACUGACGUAGGAUUUUACUAAAGUUACUCGAGACUGCCGUCAGGUCGUGUAUAGGGGGGCCCGAUUGGAUGGAUUGACUCAUUACGGAUUUGCAGGAGGGAGGCUUAGGGAGCGUUUAGCGGCAGUGACAAGGCUUUAUGCGGCCGUGGAGGUGCAGGGGCGACGACGUCCCAUGAGUAGAUAAUACUACAGAAGUUGAAGAAGAUAAGUUGACGGUGUGGAGCGAAGAGGUGGCUGCGAAGCACACUGCCGUCGUGAUAGGCGUGAUAGGCGCGUCGGAUGUGGACAGGAUGGGAUGAGAAUAUUGUAUAAGUACACAGGUUCACAGUUUGCUUGUAACCUUAAAAAAUAAUGUAACUCGGUGUAAAGGCGGGUCUAUCAAAGAUGUUGCUUUUUGAUUGAUGUGGUGUUAAACUGUGGGCGGCUCGUCCCGAGAAAGGACGAGCUCUGGCGGCCCUGACCGGGCCGAAACACAGCACAGGGGCGGGCGCGCUUUUGUUGGAAUUGGAUGUGUUGUCACGCAGGCAAGUCUUCGUGCGCAUUUUCGGCACAAAACUCGUCAUGUUUGAUUUGUGUUCGCCACCUAGACCUCCUACCAUGGCCUUCCCAUUGUGGUACCCUACAGGACUAGGUACUUGUGCCAGCCGUUCAGGUCUUUUGUGUACGACCAAUUGAACUUAUUAAACUUUCACUAAGCUGCGAUUUGUACACAGCGGUUGAUUUGCGCAAGCAUUGCACGCAUCGUACUUUCAUUUGAGUGCAGCUAGCGGCUAUUGUGAUGACAUUGCACCUUUAAUAAUUACCAGC